Saccharomyces eubayanus is the source of this 1377-nucleotide messenger RNA. It is a transcript of the gene CHL4, whose product is annotated as Chl4p. Gene Ontology annotation, biological process: CENP-A containing chromatin assembly; chromosome segregation. NCBI's taxonomy places the organism in Eukaryota, Fungi, Ascomycota, Saccharomycetes, Saccharomycetales, Saccharomycetaceae. The coding region runs from base 1 to 1377 and encodes 458 amino acids. The transcript has a single exon. The record is from RefSeq and is a predicted model, not a curated record.
AUGUUCAAUGAGUCGAGUCUUGAAGAUGAUUAUGUGCCGAACUCGGAUACGUCAAUAGUUUUCAAGCAAUUGAUGAAACUACCAAUAACCACAUUAUACGAUCUUACGUUGUCAUGGUUCGCCAAGUUUGGCGGAUCAUUCGAUGGUGACAUAAACCUAUUAACUGAGACGCUAGAUCUGCUGAUUGAAAAAGGCAUAAAGCGCAAGGUCAUAGUAAAUAGGAUAUUAUACAUGUAUUGGCCUGAUGGCCUCAAUAUUUUCCAGUUAGCUGAGAUAGAUUGCCAUCUAAUGAUUAGUAAACCCGAUAAAUUUAAGUGGCUUCCGUCAAAAGCUUUUCAAGGUAACGGAAAACCUUACGUAGUACAGCUCCAACCUGCAAAAUUCAUAGAAGACUUACAGGCAGAUCUGGGAAAAAUUUACCCUUGCCAUGUCUAUUUGUUCAAACAUCCUUCAUUACCCACUUUGAUAACCAGAAUACAGUUAUUUAAUAGUAACAAUCUGUUUCUAAACUCUUCUAAUAUAGGAAAUAUCAACAAGGAAUCUCUUUAUAGCAAAUUGGAUAGAGCACAAACUAAAGCAUUAAUAUCAAGGAAACCAUAUUACGUCGCAUUCCCUUUAAACUCUCCUAUGAUAUUUCACUCUGCAGAUAAGGAUAUUUAUGCUAGACUGAUAUUGCAAAGUAUUAGUCGAGCCAUAUCAGAAAGAGAAACAAUUAUUUUCAAACUAAUACAAAAAAUACCGAUAAAGUCAAUAGAUAGUAUGCUUAUUUCAAUGGGACCUUCAAGAUUUGCAGAGUCUAUGGGCCCUUGGAAAUGUUAUGCUGAUGCUAAUUUCGAACACUCGCCAUUGCACGAUUAUGAAAAGCACCAGGGACUUACGGGCAAAAAAGUACUAAUACGAGAUUUUGAUGACUCGUUUUUAAGUAGCGAUGUGGGAUUCAAUGGGACUGAAGAACCCGAGAUCAGACAGCUCAGGUUAGAAAAAAACAUGGUUAGAUUCAAAGGCUCAACGAAAGGUAUAAUAGACGAAAAAUAUAACACCUUGAAAGAAUUCAAUGAACGUGUUCACAACAUUAGUAGGGGGAAGAAAGACGCAUUCUCAAACGAUGCUGUGUAUAUUUCCAGGUACACUUCAUUAGUACCUGUUGAAAAAGUAGGCUUCACUUUAAAGAAGGAGUUUAACAAUAGAGUAAUUACAAUAAAAUUCAAAUUCCGUGGGAACGAUGUUUUUGGCGGAUUGCAUGAACUGUGUGAUAAAAAUUUAAUAAACGUUGAAAACAUCCCUGGGUGGCUAGCUGGUGAAAACGGAUCCUUUUCAGGAACAAUAAUAGACGGAGGAUUUGUGCAAGAGCAGGUUGAUAAAGGUGGGUUGCUAUAG